Messenger RNA from Gossypium raimondii (Peruvian cotton), 1172 nucleotides. RefSeq lists its product as uncharacterized. The transcript has 9 exons. Gene Ontology annotation, cellular component: pre-snoRNP complex; nucleus. The record is from RefSeq and is a predicted model, not a curated record. Gene Ontology annotation, biological process: snoRNA localization; maturation of LSU-rRNA from tricistronic rRNA transcript (SSU-rRNA, 5.8S rRNA, LSU-rRNA); box C/D snoRNP assembly. The coding region runs from base 228 to 752 and encodes 174 amino acids. Lineage: Eukaryota; Viridiplantae; Streptophyta; Magnoliopsida; Malvales; Malvaceae.
CUCUGUUCAAUUAAGCCUAUUAAAAACCCAAAAACCUAAAUUCACGAAACCAAAAUAGAAGAAAGCAUCCCUGCUGGCUGACCCCCGUGCUUCACCUCCGUCGCCCGUCGGCCGUUCCCCCUGCUGGUGCCAGCUUUACAUUUCUUCUCUGUCCACCGGCUUCCGCCUCUACUCCUCAUCUUUCGGCUGCCGCCACCGUCCGUCACUCUCUCGACGUAGAAAAAGAAAUGGGAGGUCCUUCACGGCAGUGUCAAGUUUGCAACCAAACUCAAUCCAAAUACAAGUGCCCAUCUUGUCUUGUUCCUUACUGUUCUCUGGCAUGUUUCAAGACACACAAAGAAACUCCCUGCGAGAAGUUGGAAUCCGUAAAAGAAAAAUCUGGAACCCCCAGUGUGAAUUCGGGGUCCAUCGAUAAUGCUGUAACAACUAGUGUCAAGCCGGAGUCCACCAAUGAUGCAGUACCCCCCAGUGUCGAGCCGAAAUCAUCUGAAGGAAGACCCACUGCUAGUCGAGAAUUUCUGGUGGGGAGGAAACUAGAAGUUGAGGACCCAAGUGAAGUGCUACAAAUUAUGCAGAUGCAGGCUAUUGCUUCUUCCGAUGACAUCCGUGAAGCCUUGAAGGAUGAACAUCUUCAAAAACUUAUCUCUGAUAUCAAUAGCUCCCCAGAUGCAUUGAAUGAACUCGACAAAGCUAUGGGACUGGAUGUUUUUCGCAUUUUCAGCGAUAAGAUUUUAUCCGCAAUCAAUCAAUGACCACAUAUCAUAAGGCCUCUGAAGUUCUUUCUCCGAAUACAUUGAUGCCAAUAUAUAUUUAUGUCCAAGGUUUGCUGCUGUCUGAGCCUGGUCGGCGGUCGAUGUUUCUGUAAGUUUAGUAUUUUGGUUAAUCGGAGGGUAAAUUUUGUGCCCGGUUUUAUCUCACUUAAGGUCGGUUUUGAUUUGCAAGAAUGCGGUCUUUAAUGAUUAUUGUGAAGCUUUACGAGAUACGAUCUUCCAGAUAUAAGUAAAAGUUUAUUGUUCUAAAGCCGGCAAUCCAUUAAAAUAGAGCUUAAAUCCUUCAAGGAGGGUCUAUUACUGUCAUAAUUUGUAACACUAGAACCCCAAGCUCAAUUUGCACUGAUUUUCUUUUAAAAGAAAAAGAUUAUAUAUGAUUAGAGAACGUAAAUCAUGUCAACA